Messenger RNA from Paramacrobiotus metropolitanus, 1367 nucleotides. RefSeq names its product atrial natriuretic peptide receptor 1-like. The record is from RefSeq and is a predicted model, not a curated record. The coding region runs from base 54 to 1367 and encodes 437 amino acids. The transcript has 7 exons. Gene Ontology annotation, biological process: intracellular signal transduction; protein phosphorylation; cGMP biosynthetic process. Lineage: Eukaryota; Metazoa; Tardigrada; Eutardigrada; Parachela; Macrobiotidae. Gene Ontology annotation, molecular function: guanylate cyclase activity; peptide receptor activity; ATP binding.
AGUUGUGCUGCAGUGCCAUCGGCCGGGAUUUCACGUUCACCAGCUCCUUCGUCAUGGACUUCCUUGAGGGAUUGAGUUUUAUACAUCAUUCGCGGCUGCAUUAUCAUGGCCGAUUGAGUACUUUCAACUGCUGGAUUGACAAGCAUUUUACGCUGAAGCUGAUGCAUGUAGCCACCGACCGCAUCCUCGGCCAGCUUGAAACGGUAGAUAACGUCAUGGAUUGCCUUGGCCCGACGUAUUGCAGCUGGGAACCGCUCUUCUGGUUGGUCCCGAAACUGGACGCGGUCGACCAAUGGGACAGCGCUGUCCGCUCCAUGCAGGCUGUUGAUAUAUUCUCCUCGGGAUUGAUCCUCUACGACAUCCUGACCGCAGGAUCUUUAUACCGCAAAAUGCAGGACAUGCUCGGCACAUCGACAGUCGUCAGUAUGGAGCACACCCUUGAUAAUCCACUGAUUGCUGCGGUGGAUUUUAUGGAGAUCGCCGAACUGGCCAGUGUGAUCCAUAACUGUCUAAGCACGUUUCCCGAAGAUCGGCUGAGUAUCAAGCAGCUGCGCUCCCAACUGCGCGAGUGUUCGCCGCUGCUGGCCCCGGAAAUGAAUCAGUAUAAACUGUUUGAUAAAAUCUACCGCCAAUUGUGUUUGUAUUCCAAUCAGCUGGAGCUGGAGGUUAUCUUGCGGUCCAGAUCGUUGCGGGAUGCUCGUAGGCGCUGUGACGCUAUAGUCAGACAAUAUUUACCAAAGGAAAUAGCGGAUGCCUUGCGUGCUGGACGACUCGUCGUGCCCGAAAUGUUUGACUGCGUGACCAUAAGUUUUACUCAGCUGUAUGGAUUUACCAGUUUGACGCGUGAUGCAUCCCCAGAACAAGUAAUCACCGUGAUUUCCAAAAUCGAAGAUUUUGUCGAUGUUGCGACUGGCGUGUACGAUGUGUACAAAGUCGAGGCUGUAUCUGAUUCUGUGUUGGUCGCCAGUGGAUUACCGAACCGCAUCGGCUCGGAACAUGUGCGGCGAUUGGCCGAUUUCUCCUUGUUACUUCUGCAGUUGCUGCCAUCGCUCAGUCUGCCGGAGGAGCUACACCUAAUGCAAGGACUGCAUUCAGGUUCAUGUGCAGCUGGUGUCGUCGGCGUGAAGAGACCACGUUAUUGCUUAUUUGGUGACACGAUCAAUGUGGCAUCGCGAAUGUGCAGCCAGGGACUGCCGGGACGGAUCCACCUCAGCUGCGCGUCCGCUGCACUGUUGCAUGAAUUUGACGAUCAGGGUUACGUUAUUGAACUUAGAGGCUUGCAACAAAUCAAAGGUCGUGGCGAUAUGCUCACGUACUGGCUGAGUAGAACGUCAUCCGCAACGCCAGUACGCCAUCUUCCCACGUAA